AUGCUUCCAAUAGAAAAAGAAAAUUCAAGAGUUGCUACAACUAAACCAUUAGAUGAACUUUUUACUAAUGUCGGUCAAAAGUUUGAGACAGAGACCGUAAAGCAUGAAGGCUAUCGUUUUGACUACCCAUUAAGAUGGCUAAGAGACCCAUCUGUCACAAAAGCUAUUGGCUUUCGUAGAAUGAAGUUUGUGUCUGUAGAAGAUAAAAGUUUUCCAUUUAUUGUAAGGUUUCAUAUAGAUUAUAUAUCUGAAGGGAAACGAAAAAUGUGGGAAGAAAUUGAGCUAAUACAAGUUGACCUUUCAUCUUCUCUACAGACUGCGUUAAAAAAUAUAGAAGAUAAAAUAAAUUCAUGUUAUGCAAAAUAUGCUGAUGAAUAUGCAAAUACCGAGAGCACACUUUAUGUGAGAAUUGUAUAUGACAAAUAA
Trichomonas vaginalis G3 is the source of this 426-nucleotide messenger RNA. RefSeq lists its product as uncharacterized. The transcript has a single exon. Lineage: Eukaryota; Parabasalia; Trichomonadida; Trichomonadidae. The record is from RefSeq and is a predicted model, not a curated record. The coding region runs from base 1 to 426 and encodes 141 amino acids.